CUGUGUCAGGGCGUGAGUAUCGUAUACUUGAAAUUCACACUUUGGCAAAGACCUUUGGAAGAGCCGUGCUUGUUUGGGGAAGUGUAAAAGUAGAUCGGUGGCAUCUGCAUCAUAAAACACUCGUGUGAGAAAUUGUUUCCCGGAAAAGUCCCUCGUGCUGUGAAAAGUUAAUUUUCCAAAUGGUUUUCGAACUGCAUAUAUUUGAUAAGUUCACCUGUUUCGGAGAAUAAUAGAAAUGUCAUGUGUAAAUGAUGCAAAUAUAGAGAAAGAUGUGACGGCAUUGGUGGUAUUGUCCGGAAUUCAGACGUUUUUCUGUGUGACAAUCAUAGCUUCCAUUGCAGUGCUGGCUUUGUAUAUUCGCCAACAGUUACUGCUGCUUCAAAAUCUGAUGAGAGCAAUUUUACUUCCGAUGACGAAUGAAGUAAUUGAAAAAGACUGCAGAAAAAGUAAUGAAAUAGACACGAUAAAAGACCCUGAUACGGUCAAUCACGUGACCGCAGCGGAAGAGCAAUCAUUUCCUGUGACAGAUCCAGUCAAACUUAUCAAUGAUAUCGUCCAACCGGAAGGAACCAGGAAAGAGUGCAAAUCAGACAGCGAGCUGUCAAUCAAAAACAGGUUAAUUCUAUUGUCAAAAUUACAGGCGGAUCUAAAAGACAAAGUGGUGUACGAAAGGUGUCGUCUUCCUUUUGAAAAUAUUGACAAUCUCAAUCAAUUGCUGGAGAAAAAGUAAAGCAAGAAAGAACACUUUGCCAACAUUAAUACUUUUUAUUUGUCGAAGCAUGAUAAUUAUCACAAAUAUUUAUUAUAUGUAUAUUUUCUGCAUUCAUUUUCCCCUUCCCGUAAACAAAAUUAUUGGUUUCAUGGGAAUCAUAUUUCCAUGCAAGUUUUCCGGGUUAUAUUUUGAAAUAAACAAUUAUUUCCAGCUCAAA
Saccostrea cuccullata (small rock oyster) is the source of this 929-nucleotide messenger RNA. RefSeq lists its product as uncharacterized. NCBI's taxonomy places the organism in Eukaryota, Metazoa, Mollusca, Bivalvia, Ostreida, Ostreidae. Bases 236 to 730 code for a protein of 164 amino acids. The record is from RefSeq and is a predicted model, not a curated record. The transcript has 4 exons.